CUAUUUGUAUUUUGAAUUAGUGUUGUUGGUCAUUUUGCCAAUCCGCUUUUAUUGCAAUCCAUUCAACUCCGCCUUCUCUUACUGUACCUGUGCGAUGCGCGCGGAGUCUGUGGCGAGAGAUCAGGCAGAACUCAGUCGCGCUCUGCUACUGACGAUACCGGAGCAACUGCUAUAAACUGCCUUUAAAGUUAGACGUAACAUUACAAAUCUAUCACCCUUUGAUAUCAAUAUACACAGAGUCGGUCAGUGUUGCUUCACUGAGGUAGAUUCAAUGGUUUUGUUUUCUUUCGGCAUCGUGGUAAGUUUUCGCACGCUGACUAAAACGCGUAUGGGUAGUUUAAUACUGUUGGGAAAAAGGAUGCUAAACAUUGGGAAGUUGUGGAUAUAAACGAGAGGAAUCUUGUACAACGCUCAUCGGUACUAUCCUAUGGCUUGAAGUUUCAGGCAUCUUCUCCGCCCACACAGCUAAUGGAUUUCCUCACGGGGUAUCCCUACAAUGACUCCUAUUUUGACAACGGGACGGGGAUCCUCAACAGCACGAGCUGUGAGGCCAAGCAUCAGUAUAACUACUAUGCCAUGCUCCUGACUCUCCUCAUCUUCGUCAUUGUGUUCGGCAAUGUGUUGGUCUGUAUGGCCGUGUCCCGAGAGAAAGCGCUCCAGACCACCACUAAUUAUCUCAUUGUCAGCCUGGCGGUGGCGGAUCUUCUCGUGGCCACAUUAGUCAUGCCCUGGGUAGUUUAUCUUGAGGUGGUGGGUGAGUGGCGCUUUAGCAAAAUCCAUUGUGACAUCUUUGUCACUUUGGAUGUCAUGAUGUGCACAGCCAGCAUUCUUAAUCUGUGUGCCAUCAGUAUUGACAGGUACACAGCUGUUGCCAUGCCGAUGUUGUACAACACGCGCUACAGCUCCAAAAGACGAGUUACUGUAAUGAUCUCGGUGGUGUGGGUGCUUUCUUUCGCUAUUUCCUGUCCCCUGCUGUUUGGCUUAAAUAACACAGCUACACGUGACGAAACCGUGUGCGAGAUCGCCAACCCCGCUUUUGUCGUGUACUCUUCCAUCAUGUCUUUCUACGUGCCCUUCAUCAUCACGCUCCUGGUCUACGUACAGAUCUACGUUGUUCUUCGCAAGCGUCGUAAACGGGUCAACACUAAACGCAGCUGCCAGAAGACAGACGCAGAGGCUCAUCCCUCUCUCAAGGAGAAAUGCACUCAUCCCGAAGAUGUGAAAUUGUGCACAGUUAUCAUGAAGACCAAUGGGGGUUUACCUGCAAAAAACAAGAAAGCCGAGGUAUUUCACCAGGGUGGCGAUGUGGGGGUGGACAUUGUGACGAGCACCAGUCCUCCAGAGAAAAAGAAGCUGCAAUCCACUUUGGUGGUCGACCUGCUUGCCAACCCGAGCCCCAGCCAUGCCUCGCCCCCCCACGGCGAAUGUCAGCCAUAUGGAGAGGAGAAAAACGGGCAUGCCAAGGAGGUCCAAACCCCAAAAGAAUUAAAGCCUGUUGAAACGGAGGCACUGCCCAAUGGCAAAACCCGAACCGCGUUGACACCCAAAACAAUGAGCAAGAGGAAGAUGUCCCAGCAUAAAGAAAAGAAGGCCACACAGAUGCUGGCUAUUGUUCUGGGUGUUUUCAUUAUUUGCUGGCUGCCGUUUUUUAUUACUCAUAUUUUGAAGACUCACUGCCCAAGCUGCGUGGUGCCGCUGGAGAUGUACAACGCCUUCACUUGGCUUGGAUAUGUGAACAGCGCAGUCAACCCCAUCAUAUAUACCACGUUUAAUGUGGAGUUCAGAAAGGCUUUCAUAAAGAUAUUGCACUGCUGAGGACAUCAUUCACUGCACGAAUAGAGGAGAUGGCGGAUAUCCAUACAGAGGAGGUUAGUGCCGUCAUUCAGCGAUGUGUGAAAUGAAGGAUUCACGGAGCCGCCCGCGCUUUUUGGACCGAAGAACUUAUUAAAGAAAUUGGAGCUUUCAGUGCAGGUUCAAAUGAAUGUAAAAGUAGAGAUUUAUUUGUACGUUUCCAUCAUUUCAGUCUCCGAACCCCCUCAAGCUAGGCUGGGAAGGGAGUGAAGUGUGCUGGAUGUGUGAAUGUAUGUGUAUUCUCCCUGGAGUUUAUGUGCUUAACUGUACGAUGAAGGAAUCGCUGCAAGAAAUGAGAUCUUCAAGGUAAAUGAAUGACUCCAAAAUGAUCAGUAUUUAAUCUAUUUAUUUCUUUAUGAAGGAAGAAAUGAAUAAAGGUAAAGAGGGUGAAUAUACUAUUUACAAAACAUGAAAUGAAUGCCUAUGCCGACAAUGAAGGACAAUGUAAAUAAGAAUUACUUUUAUCAAAGCCCAUGACAAAAAUGAUCAUGCAUGUUAUAUUGGUACGUCAAAUUAAACCGCAGCCAACGUAUGUCUUCUGUAUUUUUGUGUACGUCAGGGUACGCAAAACUAUCUGCGCUUUAUAUAAAGUUGUGUCUGUGUAUCUUUGUCUGAUGCUCUAGUGUCUUUACUGAAAUAGGUGUUUGAUUUAACAUGUGACAGUUCAUAUUUGUGGCUGGCAAAAAAUAAAGCACAACUCGCUUGUGGAAAAAAGCUUUAUCUCUUAUGAUGAAAGGGGUGAUUAGUUUUAAAAAGGCCAUUGAUAUUCAAUGGGUUUCACUGGAGUGUCUUAUCAUGGGCUAACGGUCAACAUCUAUAUUGCAGAGUAAAGGUUACAACUGCACUUCAAUUUUUGUGUACCUUAAGUAGAGAAAUCAAUUAUUAAUUCGUAAAGUUAAAGUAACAUAAAGAUAUAUGUUGAUUUGACAUACUUCAACACCACUUUGUUUUGCUUUAUCUAAAUGUAGUCUUCAGAAAAAACAGGAUCUAUGGUUUACGAACAUAGAUAUAAAUCAUUUCGGAUUUAAAGGUGCAGUUUGUAGAUUUUAGUGACAUCUAGAGGUGAGGUUGCGAAUUGCAAAGCACACUGAGAAGCUUUGAUAGCCAUCACAGGACAAACAUAUCUUUGUCUGAGACAACAGUGACAAAACAUGAUCUGUAGAGCAAAUAUCCAUUUAGGGCUAAUGUAGAAACAUGCAGUUCAAAAUGGCGGCUUCCAUGUAAUGGCGGCUCCCCCCGGAGUCUAUGUAGAUAAAAAUUUGUAAUUUUAAGGUAAUAAAAAAAAUACAGGUCAUUAUGUAAGGUCUUUAUACACCAUUUAAAAUAUAGUUAUGUACUGUAGUGUUGGGCGAUGUGCCCUAUUGUGAGAUCGUCCUAUCGUCAGCCUUAGAUCGCCAAAGAGUUUUUUUUUACCUUAAAAUAACAUUCCAAAAAAGUUUCAGUCGUUCAUCUACUCGAAACAGGGUGAACGGCACUUUCACAUUCGCUUUCCAGCCCUCUAUUGGCCAAAACCGCACUAUAGAAGUUUCAACCUUCGGGUCGCUGUCUUGUUGUUCGAGUGAAAACUACAAAAACUUGCUUUAUGGCAGACCUACAAUCCAAUCAGAGCCAGUUUUGCUGCAGUAGGGUAAAUUAUUUACGACGGUGGUAAUGGACAAUUCAGCUUCCAACCUGUAGGGGGAGCAAAGAGCAAAAAGUCUUUAGUGUUGCUUUAAAACGGAACUCUUCAGAUCCGAGCAAGAGUCGAAGACGCGCACAUUAAGUCCAGGUGUGUAUGAGAAGGAAUCCACACACUUUACAAGCUCUCUCGCGCAAAGGGUAGCCCACAAACCCUCUCAUGUGAGGAAAAGCACGCAAUGUGCAUGUUAAUGUAAAACUAUGAUGAUAAUAAUAAUAACUAUCGCCAACUAUUAUCAUGACAGCCCACUAUCGACCAUAUGUCUGACGAUCGUCAAUACGCAAUAGUGACGUCUAUCGGCACAACCCUGUCAAGAGAUCCUUCUAAAAAGUGUAUUUUAUGAUCAAACUUUUUCUUUUCCAGCAUGCAGAGACUACACUGUAAAAAAUACUCUGCAUUUUUUUCAAAUCAACAUAUAUUUUCAUGUUUCUUUAACUCGAAAAAUUAAGUUAAACAAUUUCAACUUGAUUUUAUAAGUUAUGUCAACUUUUCACAAGCCAAAACUAAAAAAAGUAGAUUGAAUUGACUUUUUUUACAGUGUACUUUAAGCCAUGGUUCAUUAUAGUUAAUACUGUGGCGUUAUCAAAACAUUGCUUUAAUUUGUACAAAUAUUCCUACCAGCUCGACAAAUCUCAACCAAUGGCAUGCAAUUGGGGCGCGACUAUCUGAUUUUCUGACUAAUUGCAGGUGGAGGAAAUGUUUGUCUUUAUUAUUUUCAGUUCUGUUUGUUGAUGCUUAUUAUUUGGUAUAAACCCCAUUUUCAGAAAAGUGGGGACAGCUCAUUUUUUUAAUAAAAUCAGAAAGAUUUGCAAAUCUCGUAAGCCUGUAUAUUAUUUACAAUAAAACAUAUAAAACAUAAAAUGUUUAGAAAAUGUACCAUUUUAAAGAGAGAAAUGUGGUAAAUUUAAAUGUGAUGGCUGCAACACAUCUCUAGAAAGUUGGGAAAGGUGCAACAAAAGGCUGGGAAUGUUUUAUUUAAAAUAAAACAGCUAGUGGACCAUUUUUUAACUAUUAAGCUCAGUGGAUCUGAACUGAGAUAGUGCCAUGGGGGCCCAGUUUCAUAACAAUUUAUUAUUUAUCAUACAUUAUAUGUAAUAACCAACAGCACUACAUUGUUUCAUUUAAUAUGUUUUUAAUUCAAAUUCUAAGUUUGAGAUGAAUUUUCCUUUGGGGGGGACGUGAAGGGAUGGACCUUACACAAGAUAUGGAGGGAAACUACUGACUUAAUUGGCAACCGGUCAAUAACAUGACUAGAAGCUGAGUUUCUCAGAAUUAAAAAUGAGCAGAUGUUCACCAGUCUGCCAAAAACUUCAGUCCUCAAGGUAAAAUCGCAAUGAUGAUGAAUAUCUCAUCAUCUGCUGUGCAUAAUAUCAUCAGCAUAUUCAGAAAAUAUGGAGAAACCCAAGUGUGCAAGGAACAAGGGAAGAUCAGUAUUGGAUGCCGUGAUCUUUGGGCCAUUAGGUGGCACUACAUUAAAAACAGGCAUGAUUCUGUCAUGAAACCAGAAACCAGCCAUUGGUCUCCUCAGUUACAUACAAUAGUAGUAAACGUGGGCCUAUCCCAACUUUUUUGAGAUGUGUGGUUGCCGUACUGUACCUGUCAACAACUGGAUACCAAAUCAAUAUCGAUAUUAGUCCGGUAUUGGCGGGAAUGUCCGGAUCAAAUAUUGUAGAAGUGUACAAUCCGAUCCAAUACCAACACAGACCUUGUCAUGGCAACUUGGGGUAAAGCCUACCCAGUCUCACAACGCAGAAAUUCGUGAUAAUAUCACGAAAAAACAAUCAAAAAUUACGUGACUAUAAAAAAAAAAAUCGUAAGACUGGGAUGGGUAAAGCGUUACUUCCUGAGCAACAUGAAUUUGCACAAAGUUGCGCUUUAAAUUGUCCAAAGUUACAUCUUUUUUUUAUACAUUUUUUGUGCUGACUAACUACAAAUGUUGCUACUAGUCUGUUUGAAACAAUUUAAAUAAAAAUGAAAAAUGAGUCUUGAAUUUGCAAAGUCAAAAUGUUUUUGUACGGCUAACAAAUGAGUUAUUUGCAGAGAUGGAGAUGGUAAUGGGUCGGCCCAGCCAUAGUUUCUUUAUCAAUUCAUGUUUCUUUUUCAUUUGUAUUAUAUUUCUUUUUUUAUUUGUACUAUUUUCUAAGUAGCACACUCUUUGCCGUGUUUUUGUGUGCACGUUUUGUAUAGUUGAUAUAGAUAUCAACAGCGCAACUGAGUAGGUUGCCAGGUUGAGGUCACAAAUGGGUUCACAUUGUAUUGUGUGUCUAUUGUGUGAGUAGGGUGUGUUCAUAUAGGAUCUGGCAACUGAACAAACCUUGGAAUAAUGUCUUAACGUGCUUAUUUAUAUAACAAGGUAGGGCCGUAAAAAUUACGGGAGAAAUAACAAAACGGGAGGGGGCGGGAGAUUGUGAAAUAAAGAAGACUCCUGGGAGAAAGAUAUGGUUGUUGCCAUCAAAUUUAAAAUUACAUUAUUUUGUUUCAUAAAUUGGCACAUUCCUCAGUUGAAACAUUUGAUAUGAUUCAGUAACUGAAGAUAAAAACAUAUCAAAUGUUUCAACUGAGGAAUGUGAAUAAAAUAUGGGUUUAUUAUGUAGGGCUGGGAAAAGAUUAAUCGCGAUUAAUCGCAUACAAAAUAAAAGUGAUUUUUGGCAUAAUAUAUGAGUGUGUGCUGUGUGUAAAUAUUAUGUACAUAUAAAUACACGCACAUUCAUGUAUGCAUUUAAGAAACAUUUACAUGUGUAUA
Molecule: messenger RNA, 6272 nt
Organism: Paramisgurnus dabryanus
Lineage: Eukaryota; Metazoa; Chordata; Actinopteri; Cypriniformes; Cobitidae
Gene: drd2b
Product: dopamine receptor D2b
Biological process (GO): regulation of potassium ion transport; negative regulation of adenylate cyclase activity; negative regulation of cytosolic calcium ion concentration
Cellular component (GO): plasma membrane; presynaptic membrane; glutamatergic synapse
Molecular function (GO): dopamine neurotransmitter receptor activity, coupled via Gi/Go; G protein-coupled receptor activity
Source: RefSeq, a predicted model, not a curated record